GGCCGUUGAGGCGGCGGGUCGCGGUGAUCGUCUCACGUCCGAGCGGACUGUGCCGCCGUCACCAUGUCCCUGGCGGCCUCGGCGGACCGGGGCCCGGGGUCCUUGUGGUCCCCAACCCACGUGCAGGUGACGGUAUUGCAGGCACGGGGCCUGCGGGCCAAGGGCCCCGGGGGCACGAGCGACGCGUACGCGGUGAUCCAGGUGGGCAAGGAGAAGUACGCCACCUCGGUGUCCGAGCGCACCCUGGGCGCGCCCGUGUGGCGGGAGGAAGCCACCUUCGAGCUGCCGCCGCUGCUGUCCUCCGGGGCGGCCCCCGCGGCCGCCUCCACCCUGCAGCUCACCGUGCUGCACCGCGCGCUGCUCGGCCUCGACAAGUUCCUGGGCCGCGCCGAGGUGGACCUGCGGGAGCUGCACCGGGACCAGGGCCGCAGGAAGACCCAGUGGUAUACCUUGAAAUCCAAACCAGGAAAGAAGGAUAAAGAGCGAGGAGCAAUUGAGGUUGACAUCCAGUUUAUGAGAAACAACAUGACUGCUAGCAUGUUUGACCUUUCCAUGAAAGAUAAGUCUCGGAACCCAUUUGGAAAACUAAAAGACAAGAUCAAGGGGAAGAAUAAGGAUAGCGUAUCCGAUUCCGCUUCUGCCAUUGUCCCCAGCGUGACACCCUCAGCUGACAGUGAUGAUGAGUCUUCUAACAAAGACAAGAAAAAGAAAUCAAAGAUCAAGACCUUGUUCUCCAAGUCUAAUCUGCAGAAAACACCACUCUCCCAGUCCAUGUCCGUCCUGCCUACUUCCAAGUCAGACAGAGUGCUGCUUCGUCCUGGAGACUUUCAGUCCCGGUGGGAAGAUGAAGACAAUGAGGACGACUCCUCUUCCACCUCAGACAUCAUGACUCACAAGAGAACAACAAGUGCAGAUUCCAAGCAACUGAACCAGAUCAACUUCAGCCUGUCCAAAAAGGAAGGACUCUCCUUUCUCGGUGGCCUUCGGUCAAAGAAUGACACCCUUUCCCGCUCUAAUGUCUGUAUCAAUGGGAACCAUGUUUACCUGGAGCAGCCAGAAUCCAAGAGUGACACCAAGGACAGCAGUCCUUCCUCCUCCCCGUCCCCCCAGGGCUUCACGAGGAAGCAUUUGUUCUCAUCCACAGAAAACCUCGCUCCUCGGUCUUGGAAGGAGCCUGGGGAAGCAGGUGGAGUGGCAUCCGACAGGCAGCCCUCCGAAUCUUCCACACAAGACUCUUUGAAAUCCAUGUCUCUGCCAUCCUACCGACCAGUGGCUAGUGGGGACGUUAGGGGAAACAUGGCCCCAGGGAACUUGGAGACUGCAAAAGAAACCAAAGAAAGCAAGAAGCAGGAGAACAAGAAGCCCUCUUUGCUUUCUCUGGUGACAGGAAAGAAGGAUGUGACUAAGGGCAGUGAAGGCGAAAGCCCUGCUACCAUCCCAGUGAAGGAGAAGGAGGGCGCGCCCCCAGAAAUCAAACCAAAGCAGGAUGGGUUGGAGCCUGUUAAAGACGUUAUGAGACAGUCUGAGAAAGAUACUCCAGCUCUUGUCUCUGGACGGGGUAAAUCUCUAAACCCCUUUGAAGAAAUACAGAUCACAGAACCAGAAGCUGAGCCAGAGUCCAGAACUGAACCUAAACCACCUGUCCUCUCUGCAAGGGCUCCCCAGACCAAAGCCGUCAAACCUAGACUGGACGUGUCUCCAGAGGCUCAACCCAAAGCCGGGCUUCCUUCUUCCCCUGACUCGCCUCUCUUUUUUUCCACUCUCUCGUCCGAUUCUGGUCAGACCCCUCUACCUACUGAAUUGGGGCGUGAUUCAGAGACACAGUCCUCUGAAAGUCCUUCUGUCUUCUCCUCUCUCUUAUCUCCCAUACCAGCUCCCAUUUCCACAUCCACUCCUAUUGAAAGCUGGCCUUACACAGACAAGGGCCAGGCCAGUUCUGAAGAACCAUCUCUGCACCUUAAAGCAGAGUUGCAAAUGGAGAGUGUAAUGCAAGUUCCAAAUACUGUUUCUUCUGCCUUGGGAUCACUUUCCAAACAGCCACCCGAUCCGGUGUGUAGAGGGGCAGAAGACUCCCCAGUGGGGAAGACCGAUGAGUUAGAGACAGGAAAGAAUACCAGCAACGAGGAACCCGAAAACUCUCUCCUGGAGCAGCCUGAAGUGGGGCAAAAAGGGGAGCUUCUGAGGUUUUCCCCGCCAGAACAAGACUCCAUCCCUUCAUCUGAAGAGGCCCAAGAAAAAACAUUUGCCCUUUCAGUCAGAAGUGGCAGAACUGAAAGCUCAGUGGGGAAGCCACACAUGGGGGAAAGCACAGACUCUGAGACUCAGUCUAGAUCUUGGGUGGAAAACAAAUUUAAAGAAGAUGAGGUGAGUUCUGCAACUGAAGAGGUGGCACCCCCUCUUAAAAUGGGAGAAUCAGUCCCCCCACUUGAUUCGGUGACACAGAAACAUGAAGAGAUGGAUCUGAAUGCCAGCAAAGGCCAAAAGAAAGUCCAGAAGCGUGUGUCAUUUUCUGAGCAGCUCUUCACAGAAGAGGAGGUGGAGAGGUCCACUGGAUGGAUGGAAGAAGACAGAAGUAACUCCCAGGAACUGACCCGUGAAAGGGCUGCUGCUGAAAGCGUGUGUGACGGGGAGCCCUCUGAGUCUCCCCACACAGAAGGCUCAGAGAGGGAAGCUGUGGCUGAGCCUGGGCUGUUGGACUGUGGUGUGUUGGCUCCCAUGGUGGAGCAUGAGGAGAGUUUCUCAGAAGCCCCCAUGAGUGAAGCAAGCUCAGAGAAAGACACUGUACCCAUUAGAACAGCGGGAGACGAUACCCUCAUGGAGCAGUAUCAGAGCAAAGCCAGUGAUCAUGAAGGCCUGUUGUCUGAUCCCCUGAGUGAUCUUCAAUCUGCCGCGGAUGUUAAAUCUCCAGUCAUGGCCGAUCUGAACCUAACGCUGCCUUCCAUUCCUGAAGUCGCAUCGGAUGAUGAAAGAGUAGACCAGGUUGAAGGUGUCAGAGGGACAGCAAGGGUGGCAGCUCUGGAAGUAGGAGCAUCCUCCUUGAGCAUGUUACCUCCCUGUCCUGAGAAGAAAAAGGGACCGAGUGAUGUGGGAGAUGGUUCUGCAGUGCCUGCAGAGAGCCCUCAUGACUUCAGGUCUAAAGCAUCUGUUACAACUUCUUCAGAGCAAAUGGCAGCUUUAGGAAUUCAUGAAGCACAUCUUGGCAAGAGCUCCAGCUUGGAUAAACAGCUGCCAGGUCCUGGCGGCAGUGAGGAAGAAAAACUGGAGGGAAAUGAGAGGCCAAGCCAGCCUCCUGGCACGUCCCUGGACCCUCCCGUUUCCAGUCCUUCCCUCUGUGAGCCCUUUUCUGCCACACACUCUCUCCCUAGCUCUCCACAUUCUAACACUCACCACACUAGUUCAGCAGAAUCUCCCCAAAAAGCCACAGCAGAGGGCUCCGCUGCUAAAGUUGAAAAUUCUGGGAAGAGGAAGCCGCUUCUUCAGGCCUGGGUCUCACCCUCAGAGACACAUCCAGUCUCAGCUCAGCCAGGCGCUGGAACUUGGUCAGCCAAGCACAGACUUCAUCCUGUGAAGCCAAUGAACACAACAGCCACGAAGGUUGCUAACUCCAGUUUGGGAACUGCCACCAUCAUCAGUGAGAACUUGAUCAAUGAAGCCAUGAUGAAGAAAUACAACCCCUCAGACCCAGCUUUUGCUUAUGCACAGCUAACCCACGACGAGCUGAUCCAGUUGGUCCUCAAACAGAAGGAAACAAUCAGCAAGAAGGAGUUUCAGGUUCGAGAGCUGGAAGACUACAUUGACAAUCUGCUAGUCAGAGUCAUGGAAGAAACCCCCAACAUCCUCCGCAUUCCAGCUGAGGUCAGCAAAAAGGCAGGGAAGAUGUGAAUCUCCAGAAGAAAACACUGAAAGGUUUUUGUGAGUUUGUUUCCACCUGCCGUCAAUGUCAAGGACUUGGUAUGCCUGAUAACUAGCAAACAGGCUCCAAAUCACCGUCUUCCUUACGUGUUAUCUGGCAAGGGUCAAUUCUACCAGUUGAAGCCAGGUUAAUUAUUACAAUGAAUCUUUUACUGUACGUUCCCAGGGUUUUAUCUUUAAAUGCCACUGUGCCUUUAACUAUGCUGUAAAUAUUUUAUGCCCACCAGACACAUGGUCAUAAGAUCUGAUCCUGGGCCGGAGAUUCAGAUGGCACAGGAGAUAUUGGUGUAUUCUAACUCCGGGGUUUUCUUUCUGUGAGCUUGAGGUUUUAAAAUACAUAUCCUCCAGCCAUUAAAACUUAGGAUGAAAUGAGAAGGAUCAUGUUGGUGCUGUGACACAUACUUUCUUGGCUUGUGAGUAGCUCAAGUGUGAUUUUCUGGCUGCAGAUGCUAAAUUUUGUCACCAUGUAAACCUACGGGCUUCUCAUACUUGGCUCUUGUUGGGUUAUUUUGUUUGUUUUUUUUUGACCAGAACAGAGGAGUUGAGGGAAAACCUCCGAGUGUGGCUUUUAGACUUUGAACAAGCUGCCUUUUCUAAUCAGCUUUCACUACUCUCCAGCCUUGAAAAUAGGCUCUGUGUGGGUCCAUGGCCCCUUCUACUGCGGAUACCACACGUAGACUAGGGAGUUAGAGACUCACUUUUCCCUCAGUUGGGGAAGUUGAUCAAAGUCCCCCUCUGGUGAUAGCAGGGUUCCUGCUGGCUAGAAUGGCCUGUUAAGUGCCUUGAUAAGGGGUUGGCUCACCCAGGCACUUAUGUAAAUGGUUCCCUCAGGUAUGGAAUGACGUCAGUAGGAUUCCUUUGGCCGUUUCCCCCUGUGUCUUUGUUGUUUGGCUCCCUGGUGGUUUCCUUAGCAGCAGUUCCUGGAGGAGGACAGGACCCACCAAAUCCUCCUAGAUGAAGAUGCCCCUUGGUUGUGCAGGCCACGGGGAGUCACGGGGUUGGACCCUGAAGGGCUUGAACUGGGUCCUUGUGGCUGUUUUGGCCCUGUUGGAACAGAAACCCAGGCUACUUCUGGGACACAGGAAGUUGUAGUGAGGGGCUUAAUCUAGUUCAUACAGUGUAAAAGCUAGUAGAAAAGCAGCAAGCCUCAGCCUUUAUCCUGUGCUGCUUUUUCAUCUUCCCGUCAUGAAGCGACUCACAGACAUUCUCGUUACACAAUUGUGAAGAGCAGAAUGAUACUUACUUUGGAUUGCUGUAUUUUUUUUUUCUAAUUAAUACACAUUUUUUUUUUUUUUUUUUUUUAAGGACACCUGUCUUCUUAAUAGCACCAGUUCAGAUUUUUCAGCUAACCUGAUUGUUAGUAACCUAGUAUUGAAAUCAGGACGUUUCCAUAUUGGUCGUUUCUUCUCCCGGGAGUGAUAGAAUCUCACCAAAUCUUGACAUCUGCCCGGAGGAGACAGGCCAUCGGGGUGGGCAGGGGUGAGAUGAUUGUGGGUUAAUUAACUGGGACUGUCUUCUAUGUAUGUUGUGAUGCUGUGGCUAAGAGCAGAGGUGAGGGGCAGCUGGAUCUCUUUUCAUGCUCACUUUUGGCAACAGUGUGGGUCACGUUGGAGCACUUUAAUCUGAAGGAUAAUACUGUAACUUGAUUUAUCUGAACAGCCUUUAAUUAUCUACAGCUAUGUUAUUUAACACUCUCCUACAGUGCUGGGGGACCAUUGUAAACUUCUCAGAUGACUUGUGUUUUGUAGUGCUAUGAAAUCUUUUUACAUGCCUAUAAAGAAAAUUGUAUAUUCACUUGAA
This is a messenger RNA of Loxodonta africana (African savanna elephant), 5712 nucleotides long. It is a transcript of the gene RAB11FIP1, whose product is annotated as RAB11 family interacting protein 1. NCBI's taxonomy places the organism in Eukaryota, Metazoa, Chordata, Mammalia, Proboscidea, Elephantidae. Gene Ontology annotation, cellular component: intracellular membrane-bounded organelle. The transcript has 6 exons. Gene Ontology annotation, biological process: regulated exocytosis. Gene Ontology annotation, molecular function: small GTPase binding. The record is from RefSeq and is a predicted model, not a curated record. Bases 64 to 3882 code for a protein of 1272 amino acids.